This is a messenger RNA of Kalmanozyma brasiliensis GHG001, 3969 nucleotides long. RefSeq names its product Sfi1 spindle body. Lineage: Eukaryota; Fungi; Basidiomycota; Ustilaginomycetes; Ustilaginales. The record is from RefSeq and is a predicted model, not a curated record. The transcript has a single exon. The coding region runs from base 1 to 3969 and encodes 1322 amino acids.
AUGGACGCAUACCAUCAGAGGCAACGGGUCUCUUCCACGCCCACACGUUCCGACCCGACCUCCAGUCUGGGACAGCUUCGCCAGAACCUACGCGAUGCUCGCCUUCGAGAGACCAUGCAUCGCCCUCACUAUCCGUCGCCUCUGUCGCGGUCACCAGUGCAGGCCUCCAUCUCGUCAGCGUCUCGUACAGCUGCAUCGGUGGCAAGCUCCUCUCGGUCCACGGUCUCCACGUCGACCACACCGCCCUCUUCCACAUCCCGCUUCUCCAUCAGCCAGGCAUUUCAAGCUUUGAACGACGACGAUAUUGGCUUCUUUGAUCGCCUCAUCUCCUCCCUUCCAGCCCAUGCUGCCGACUUUGCGCAGCUCAAGUCCGCAUACACUGCUCACCUGGCCGACGAGCUCGAUUACAGGCAUCGUCAGGCGAGCUCAUCUCAGCACGCCGAUCAUACCGACUGGGACGCUCAUCUUUGGUUCAUUCUGCUCAGCCUCGUCAAAGUGCGCGGCAGCACGUGGCGAGAAAGGUGGGACUCGGUCCGACUUGCUUUCGGCCUCGACCCUCACAGCGGCGACGAGACAGACCAGAGCGCCGCAACACAGAACACAAGCGUCAGCGCAACGGGCAGCUCGACUCAGCAUGCCUCCGACUCGGAGUCAGAACACGAGUGGGAGAAGAGUCAUCGACAGCGGCUGCAUGACCAACGAAACAGAUCGCGCUCAGAACACGCACCCCGACUCGACCUCGGUCUACCGCGGUCGAGCAGCCCGCAACCAAGCCGUAGACAAGAAGCCCUAGCAGAGACGCCAACUCGAUCGCUGCGGGACGAGCUGGACCAGGACGAUCGGUCGCGUCUUCGGCGAACGCAGCUUGAUGAUCCGAUUUCUGCAAUCCAGGCUCGUCUUAGUCGAAUGCUGGAGACAGAAGAUGAUCUCGAACAGAACGACUCGAGGGCGACCGACGACCGCGAAGAGACUUCCGCAAACCACGUCGCUCGCCUCCCCUCCGACGCUAGACGCCGCUUCGAUCAGCUCGUACAAUCGUCCCUCCUGGCGCGUUCCAGACUGCGACAAUCUCAGGCUGAGACCUACGAGACGGAAGCGCAGGGGGAAACCAACGAAUCAAUCGGGGAAGCCGACUGGUGGCGGGCGCGUCGACUCCUGCAGACAAGCUUAGCCUGGUGGGUCACAUUGACUCGCAAGCAUCUCGAGAGGAGUCAAAACGCAGUCGAUGCCAGCGGGCAUGUCCUCGUACAAAAGGCAUGGGAACGCUGGAGAGCCGAGUCGCUCCGAGGUCUGGAACCUAACGAGAUCGGUGAAAAGACGGACCGAGUCCGCUGCACUCUCACCGCCUUCCGACACUGGAAGCGCCGCGCACAUACUGCCGUCGAGCGCAAAGAAGAGCUCAAGAAAGGCUCGAUGCGGACAGCCUACUACACCACGACCGCGUCUGUCAAAAAGCGGAUGCUAACGCAGGCAUUCGCUCUUUGGAGACAUCGUCACAGGAGCAGUCUCGCGGACGACAUCCGACAGCAUCACCUUCAGAGCGGCGCAUUUGCUCUGUGGCAGAUGCGCUCUUCUCAAUGUCAACAGCUUUCCACUCGAGAAAAGGUCGUCAAGAUCCAGCAGAACCAUUCCAUCCUCUCGCGCGCCUGGGAUCGAUGGGUGGACAAAUCGGACCAAGCGCAAGACGUGCGACAGUUUCAGCAUCAUCACCAUCGACGACUGGCUUUAGAUGCGCUGCACAUUUGGCGAGAGCGAGCGACGCUGUCCAGCCUGGCAGAGGCAUUCGCAGAGCGCCGGCUGAAGCUAGCAGCACUCGAUAGCUGGAAGGUCGCUGUGGAACAGCGACGCUCGCACCGUAAGCAAGAGGCUCUGGCGAGUCGUUGGCGUGCCCGGCGCCUCAAGUCAAGCUCCCUUGCUGCUUGGCGAAAUCGGAACCACGACCUGUCUGCAAAGCAGCAGCAAGCGAUCGAGAUGCACAAAGAGGCUCAGAGCGAGAAACUCCGAUCCGCGCUUCGUCGCUGGCAGCUCCGAUCGCGCGCAGCUCUGCUCGAUCGCGUCCGCACAACGGGAAGCAUGGAACGCUCGUUCCACCAGUGGAAGCAUCGCUACACCACAUUGGCAACCAGUCUCAACAAGCGCGAAACAUCCAUCGUCGGUCGGCGUCAAGAGCAAGUCAAAGUAGCCUGCUUCGUACGAUGGCGACAGCUGGCAAAGCAGAUACGCGACCGAGAAGCCGAUGCACAGGCUAGGCGCAACGAAACAAUAUGCAACGACUUCUUCAUUGCCUGGCGAAACAAACAACUCGAGCAUCGUCUCCUGCAGCAAAAGUCGGAAGCCGUCUCUCACUUCUUCACAUUGCGCUCGACAUUACGACAAUGGCGAGUCCGACUGCGCGAGCAUCGCGGGGAUGUCAAAGAAGCAGCGCACGAUCAACGCUUGGCCCACCAGGUCUUCGAGAUCUGGAGAUCGAAAGCUGCGAAACAGCAACGUCUAGCGACGCUGCUGCAGGUCACCCUGGCCAAGAAGGACGAGGCGCUUGCACGGGCUUAUUUGAAGGAAUGGGUCGCCAAGAUCAUCGAGGUGCGGAAUCGAGAGCUCGAAGUCAAGGAGCAACGAGAGCGCCGCCUCGUCAAGGCCGCCUUCUACGCAUGGAUCGAGGCGUGCUUGCGACACGACGAUCUUCUGGCGCUGAUGAACAGCUACAUCGACGUCAAAGAAGAGGACAGGAAGAGGCAAACGUUCCUGCGCUGGCUCGACGCUGCCCGCGAGCACAAAGAACGGCGCGAGAAAGCGGAAUUGCUGGCAGUCAACACAAGGAAGAAGCUGCUUCUCGCGACGUGGGGCACCUGGCAGGACAAGAUCAGAGAGCGCUUGUUGGCGACACAAGAGUACGACAUGCUGAUUCGCAGGCAGCAGCUAGCCAAACAGUGGGCGCUCAAAGCCUGGCAAUCCCAGACGCUCCUGCUCCCAGCAAUUCGGAUGCGAAACACGUCGCUCAAGCGGAGCGCCCUGCAGCAAUGGCGGGAGCACCUCCCGGAAGCACAGAAGCUGAAUCAAGCUGACGGAAUCCUCCGCAGGAAGCUUUUGCAACGCAGCUGGCAGGCGUGGAAGGACAGUUCAAAGGCCAAGCGCCAGCUUCGAGCCGCGGCCCGCUUUGGUGCUGGCAGUAUUAGCGCGCAGAGACUGCGGAAGUUGUCGGCCGCGGCCUCGGCUGCGAAUCGCUCGGCAGGCUCUCCAUCUCCAUCCGCAGCCCAUUCGUCUUCCCCGCUACGACCUUCUAGCAUGGUCACGCCUGCACGGCGGCCGAGGACGAGCAUGGCGCUCCGAGCUCCGACGCCUGUAGACGACGGCGCAGAAGUGGCGGCGGAAGGCAGCAGACCAAGCCGACCCACGAACAGGGAAGCGAGCUUCUCAAGACGAAGUACGUCCGUGCCGCGUCACCUCGAGACGAGCUUCUCGGCGACCUUGGAGGCCGCCACUCCCGUGCGCAGUGGCAAUGCUUCGAGGGAGCGAGACGCCGACUCGCCCUCCAAAGAGGCUCUCUCCCGCAAGACUCGCACUGCCGCCGCUUCAGCUGUUCCAUCGUCGACCAGCUUCUCUCUGGCUCUCAAGUCGUCCACCUCCACCAUCUCGGCCACGCCGAUGAGCCCACGCCAACCACGACCCACUCACAAAGGUCCCACCCUUUCAUCAGCAGCCCAGCGAAGCGCCCUCACCGGCCAGGCGAGCGACACCGACUCGGACUACGUGCGCAGGAUCCGACGAUCGGCAAAGUAUGAACAAGGGACGCCAACUGCAGGGUCGCGCACGGUGGGUCUGCGUCCGCCGGUCAGCAAUGAUGGCUUCGAGUCCGGCGACUCGGUCCAGUCUGCGCCCGUGCAACCACGGCGGCACCGGGAGUCGCUCGCCGUGGCCGAAGACAUGAUCUCACAACUGCGCGCGAAAGCUCGGCCCAACAGCGUCAUGUAA